AUGAAGACCUUUCCCCUUCUAUCCUCCAUUAUCCUGGCUGCCAGACUAGCCUCCAGCCAUGGCAUGUGGCAGCGUCUCAAAGUAAACGGCACAGACCAAGGACAACUCGUCGGCAUCAACCCGCCGGCAGUCAACAACCCCGUGCAAAUCGUGACGGGCUCCUCCAUUGCCUGCAACACGGGUCUCGUCUCUCCGCUCUCGAACACCGUCAUCACCAUCCCAGCAGGCGCUACAGUCGAAGCCUGGUUCGAGCAUGUUCUUGGUGGUGCGCAGAGUUCGACUGAUGCCGAUAAUCCUAUUGCGUCCUCGCACAAGGGUCCGAUUAUUGUCUAUCUUGCAAAGGUCGAUGAUGCUGCGACAGCAAGAGACUACAACAGCUAUUCGUGGUUCAAGAUCGCGGAACAGGGGUUGGAUAACUCGUCUGGGAAAUGGGCUGUUGAUACCAUGAUUGCAGGAACCAGUUCCGGGGUGGGAUGGUGGGAUUUCACCGUCCCUUCAUGUGGAGCAAUCUUUUUCUCUUAUUCCGUACCACACACGCACGAGAGAUACAGUAUCUCUUCCGGAAUCCCAAGCUCCCAGUGGGCGGUCAUUUAUUCAAGCAAAGCUGACUCCAAGAUCGUGUCCCCAGUUGCCGCAGGCCAAUAUCUAAUGCGCAUCGAGCUCAUCGCACUGCACUCCGCCUAUGCCUCAGGGCAGGCCCAGUUCUACAUGUCUUGUGCAAAUGUCCAGAUCACCGGCUCCGGAACAGAGACCGGUACUACCGUUACAUUCCCCGGUGCUUAUACGGCUACUGACCCCGGAAUCCUAAUAAACAUCUACGACAGCAGUACUCCCAGUCUCCCCAACAAUUCCGGCAAGCCGUACACGAUACCCGGUCCCGCCAAGUUGGCUUGCUAA
Lachnellula hyalina is the source of this 897-nucleotide messenger RNA. Its product is annotated as putative endo-beta-1,4-glucanase D. The transcript has 5 exons. NCBI's taxonomy places the organism in Eukaryota, Fungi, Ascomycota, Leotiomycetes, Helotiales, Lachnaceae. The record is from RefSeq and is a predicted model, not a curated record. The coding region runs from base 1 to 897 and encodes 298 amino acids.